This is a messenger RNA of Fusarium keratoplasticum, 1380 nucleotides long. Its product is annotated as Zn(2)-C6 fungal-type domain-containing protein. Gene Ontology annotation, cellular component: nucleus. Gene Ontology annotation, biological process: positive regulation of transcription by RNA polymerase II. Gene Ontology annotation, molecular function: transcription cis-regulatory region binding; DNA-binding transcription factor activity, RNA polymerase II-specific; zinc ion binding. The record is from RefSeq and is a predicted model, not a curated record. The transcript has a single exon. NCBI's taxonomy places the organism in Eukaryota, Fungi, Ascomycota, Sordariomycetes, Hypocreales, Nectriaceae. Bases 1 to 1380 code for a protein of 459 amino acids.
AUGGUUUCCAAAGCCUGGCGCGUCCGCUUUGCUCCGUCUUCCCAGGUCGUCCCCGCAAUCCAUGGGCCCCCCAAAGACACAAACCUCGACUCCCCUGUCCUACGCCGACAGCCCAAGAGCAAGUCCGCCUGCCGGGAGUGCAGGCUGCGGAGGGUGAAAUGCGAUGAGACAUACCCUGUGUGUCGACACUGCGCGCGUCGGGGAACAGUCUGCACCCCGGCACCCCGCAAGACCGUGUGGAAACUGGAGAUGCCACUCCUCAUCCAACAGGCGUGCUGCGGAGAUGGGACGACUCCAUCUAUGCUGCUGCAGUACUACUUUGAGCAGGUCUGCCACAUCAUGGUGCUCGACCCUGACAUCAACCCGCUAGCGUUGCCUAUCCUGGACCUCUUCAAGGAGUCAUCGGCUCUCUUGCAUGUCGUGCAGAGCAUUGCCGCGGCACAUAUGAAGGGCUUCCGCGACGCCAACACAAGUGACUGCCUUGUUGAGCGAGGACAGACAUUACUAUGCAUCCAACAAGAGCUCCUACAGACUCGAAAGAAGGCAAUCGCCACAUUUCUUGCCAUCUUCCUGCUGGGCAUUUCAUCGCCUUGGAUCGAAGGAACUACGGGCCUCGAACACUUGGUGGGUGCUCGAGCCCUCAUCGACUCCAUCUUGGGUGACCCUACAGCCGACCCUUCCGAUCCUGCAAUACAGCUCAUCGUGGGAAAUUACAUCUGGUGGGAGAUGGCAGCCUCAUUUAAUCUGGACCAUCGGUUCCACAGGCCAUUGUCUGUUGAGUUCAUCUCCAAGACCGUUGAGGCCAGCCAGCAAGAGUACCACCCUAUGGCAGGUUACUCUUUGGGCAUAUUCUACGCCGUCGCCAAAGUAACGCACUAUUGCCGUGGAGUAGUAGAUGGGCAACCUCGUGACCUUGCGCUCGAGGCAAGUCUGGAAGACGAAAUGCUAGCAUGGACACCCAGCCACGACGAUGAGCUGCUCUUCCUUCUAAGCGAUGCGUAUCGAAAACAUGGCCUGAUACAGCUUUAUCGAAUCUGUGAUCGUGAUCCCGAGCAGUCAGAACUGGACAGCGAGACCAUGAUACGACAAUGGGCCAGCGAGGCGAUGGAGGGUUUGCUGCGUAUCCCUCCAACCUCGCCGUAUCUCAAUUUUCAGCCCAUCCCCCUCAUGUCUGCCGCCUCUGAGAUACCGGCCCACAAGGUUCAGCAGCGAGAGGAGGUCAAGAUCCGGUUCAAGGCCAUAUACUCCUUGACCCGCCUUCCGGUCAUGCUGGACGCCAUCACCCUUCUUGAGGAAAUAUGGGAGCUGAGGCGUCUGGGGAUCACUACUACGUGGCUUGUCCUCUUGCUCGAGAGAGGCCAAGUGUUUCCAUUGGCCUGA